AUGGCCGCCAUGUCCGCCGCGUCAGCGACUGCGAACACCAUCACGCCGCCGAGCAGCAGUCACGGAAACGGGAACCAGAGCUCUUGGAACACCAACGAGAACUCCCAGGACAAAAUCUCUGCCGCGAAGAACGAUCCGAAUCGGGCACCCCUGACGCAAAACGGCAACUCGGCCAAUAUUUACGAGUACGGCUUCGAACCCCUGCCGCCCCCGCGCAAGAAGGCCUCCAACGACAACCUGUCUCUGGGCAAGAAGAGCCGCCGCGACACCGACGCUUCCUCGAAGCCGGGACUGAACAACACCGAUGACGUGUUUGGAGGAAAGGUCGGCGAGAAGCGCUCCACGAACGACUUGAAGGGGGAACCACAAGACGAAAACUCCAAAUGGAUCCACCGCGAUAAGCUGGCUCGCAUCGAGAGCGAGGAGCUCCAGGCCGCCGGCAUCGUUUUGCCAAGACCGCGCGCGAGUAGCAGACCGCGGAGGGGCCGCAGCGAGGAGAAGCUGAACGGGAGCACCAAGAGGACCACGUCUGCCGCUGCCGAUGAGGAGAUGCCUCGCCCGAGGUCUAGGAAAACCUCCGUCUCCCCGGAGAAUAGGGUACCCACGGAAAAGAUGCCCGACCUGGACGUCUCCAACUGGGAUCUGCGACGGCCCGAGGAGAUCGCGACGGAGGGAGACGGGAACUACUGGACGUCCAACGGCGAGAAGAAGGGCGUCUCCAAGAUCCCCGUUGCCAAGACCAGCCCAGCACCGAUCCCCGGGUCGUACAUCGAGAGGAAUGCUCCCUCGGCGCGGAGACUUAGCGGAGGACCAAACGAACUCGAGACGAUAGCGUACCCCAAGCCGCGUCCUAGGAGUGGCAGCGCGAACACGCUGGGCUCUAUCGCGAAUUUGGCGCCUGCGAAGCGAAGCGCCACCGAUGUAUCCCCCCGCAAAGGCAGCGGCACUUCGACCACCUCUGCCUCGCGCAAGACUUCGACGCAGGUCAAGUCCACCGGCAAGGCCAAGACAAGAGGCGGGAAAGACUCCACGAGCACGACCCGGCCGACGACGAGGUCCGGGGACUUGUCUCCCGGCGUCAAGAAGCCCGAAGGCGACCCGCCAUGGAUGGUGGGAUCUUUCAAACCCGACCCCCGUCUCCCGCCUGAGCAACAACUCCUCCCGACCGUGGCGAGACGUCUGCAGCAGGAGCAGUGGGAGCGCGAGGGCAAGUCCGGCAGCAUCUACGACAAGGAGUUCCGGCCGUUGACCGCGGAAGGCCUGCUGAAGCCUCCCGAAGCUGGCCCCAGCUAUUCCCCCGACGCCGAGGAAGAAGAGCAGCAGGAGCACAGCGAAUGGCCUCUCAAGGGCGGCGACGCCCCAAAGAGCCCCACGUCUCCGAGCAUCAAGCAGAGCGCCUCCUACUCGACCAUGCCCAAGCUUUCCGAUAAGCCUCAGACCAGCCCGCUGCCAAGCCCCCGCAGCCCUCGCAGCCCGAUGAUGCCGCCCGAGCCGCCGGCUCAGACGCAGACCAUCGUCCGCGUCCCCGACGAGCCCUCCGCCGCGGCCCAGAUGUCCAUGGGCGGCGACAAGAAGAAGAAGAGCGGGGGCUGCGGCUGCUGCAUCGUCAUGUGA
This is a messenger RNA of Colletotrichum karsti, 1614 nucleotides long. RefSeq lists its product as uncharacterized. Bases 1 to 1614 code for a protein of 537 amino acids. The transcript is spliced from 2 exons. Lineage: Eukaryota; Fungi; Ascomycota; Sordariomycetes; Glomerellales; Glomerellaceae. The record is from RefSeq and is a predicted model, not a curated record.